AGAUUGGAUGAGGAAAUCUUUUGAAAAAAAAUCAUUCUCCAAAAUUUAAAUAAUGGUAGUGAAAUAGAUUAAUAGAGUGGUACAGAGCAUUGAAUGCAUUUUGCAACUUGUUUGCACACGCAUCACUUGCCUCUUUCCUAGUAGCUGCUGCUCACUUCCUACAUUCCCUUCUUCCCAGUCUUUUUAUUGAAUCAGAGCUCCUCUUUCCUUCCAAUCACAUCUCUCUCUCUCUCUCUCUCUCUCUCUCUCUCUCUCUCUCUCUCUCUUUCUCUCUCUAGCCAUGAGCCCAACACCAUCAGAAGAAUCUAUCGAACAAGAAAUUUCUCAGCAGAAUGUGAAGAGGGUAUCAUGUACCACUGUUCUCACAUUGGCUUAUCAAAGUCUUGGGGUGGUUUAUGGUGACCUCAGUACCUCCCCUCUCUAUGUCUACAAGACGACCUUCUCUGGGAAGUCGAGCCUUCAUGGGAAUGAUGAAGAGAUUUAUGGGGUGCUUUCCUUCAUCUUCUGGACAUUUACUCUUAUAGCUCUCUUCAAAUACAUCUUCAUUGUGAUGUCAGCUGCUGAUAAUGGUGAAGGUGGUACCUUUGCAUUGUACUCCUUACUUUGCCGGCAUGCAAGAUUGAGCAUUCUGCCCAAUCAACAAGCCAUAGAUCAAAAGUUGUCAGCCUAUGCAAUGGAAAGAUCAGCAGACACACGGCAGAGCUUUGUUAUGAAAUCAGUCUUUGAGAAGCACCCAAAAUUUCGCCAGGGGCUAUUGAUUUUUGUUUUGCUGGGAACCUGUAUGGCAAUUGGUGAUGGAAUUCUCACUCCUGCAAUAUCAGUUCUUUCAGCAGUUUCGGGUGUUCAACUGAAAAUCACAGAGCUCCAUGAGAAUCAUGUUGUUCUAAUCUCGUGUGUCAUAUUAGUGGUGCUUUUCUCUCUUCAGCACUAUGGAACACAUAGAGUUGCCUUCAUGUUUGCUCCAAUUGUCACAGCAUGGCUUCUGUGCAUUAGUGGCAUUGGGAUAUAUAACAUCUUGAGGUGGAAUCCACAUAUAUUUUGUGCCCUUUCUCCAACUUACAUGUUGAAGUUCCUUAAAAGCACAGGCAUUGAAGGAUGGAUAUCAUUAGGAGGAGUGGUUCUCUCAAUCACAGGUGUAGAGAUGAUGUUUGCUGAUUUGGGCCAUUUCUCUGCGCUCUCAAUUAAGAUUGCAUUCACGGUUCUAGUGUAUCCCUCUUUGAUUCUUGCAUAUAUGGGCGAGGCUGCAUAUCUCUCCAGGCACCAUGAAGAUCUCCAAAGAAGCUUUUAUAAAGCCAUACCAGAAGCUGUGUUUUGGCCAGUGUUCAUAGUUGCCACUUUUGCAGCUGUUGUAGCAAGUCAGGCUGCAAUCUCAGCUACAUUCUCCAUUAUAAGCCAGUGCUGUGCAUUAAACUGUUUUCCUCGUGUGAAAAUUGUUCAUACGUCACAAAAAAUAUCUGGACAGAUUUACAUACCGGAGGUCAAUUGGAUGUUGAUGUGCCUCUGUUUAGCUGUGACAAUUGGAUUAAGGGAUACUAACAUGAUGGGUCAUGCUUAUGGGCUGGCAGUGACUACUGUUAUGCUUGUGACAACUUGCUUGAUGGCAAUGGUGAUGAUAAUCGUGUGGAAGCUACAGAUAUUUACGGCUGUUGCAUUUUUGGUGUUUUUUGGAUCAAUGGAACUCCUUUACAUCUCUGCAUCAUUUUGCAAGGUCCCAGAAGGGGGUUGGAUCCCACUUGCUCUGUCCUUGAUCUUCCUGACUGUAAUGUAUGUUUGGAACUAUGGAACUUUGCAGAAACACCAGUUUGAUGCGGAGAACAAGGUUUCGAUGAAUAGAAUAUUGCGUUUAGGGCCAAGCCUUGGCAUGGUCCGGGUACCUGGAAUUGGGCUCAUCUACACUAAUCUGGUGACAGGAGUUCCAGCUGUUUUUGGACAUUUUGUGACGAACUUACCAGCUUUCCAUCAGGUCCUUGUUUUUGUAUGUGUGAAGUCUGUUCAAGUCCCCUAUGUCUGUGAAAAGGAACGGUUUCUAAUAAGUAGAGUGGGCCGAAAAGAGCAUAGCAUGUUCCGGUGCAUUGUCAGGUAUGGAUACAAGAAUCUUCAACAGGAAAACUACGAUUUUGAGAAUACACUGGUAUCUGAACUCGUACAGUUUGUUGAAAAAGAAAAAGAAAGUGGUUUGGGACCAAUAACUGAAGAAUCAUCUAGAGAGUUUGGAAACUUAGAUAUUGAAGCCCUUGGUGCUUCAGAGCAGACUUUCAAUGACCCUAGUCAUGAAGAAAACUCAGUGCAGUCUUCACAUGAUAUCCAAGUAAUGAAAUCUGGCGAUGAGCAGUUGGAAAACUCUCUUCCCAAUGAAGAGUCUCUGCAGAUACUGAAAGCUAGGGAAUCUGGGCUUGCAUACAUUCUUGGGCAUUCCCAUGCAAAGGCGAAGAAAUCCUCUUCCAUUGUUAAGCAAGUUGCUAUCGAUUUUGUGUAUGCUUUUCUAAGCAGGAACUGCAGAGGCCCUGAUGUUGUUCUGAACGUGCCUCAUACUUCUUUGCUAGAAGUCGGUAUGAUUUAUUAUGUCUAACUUGAACAAACUGCGCGAGCAGAAUCGCUUGCUAGCCUAACUGUAACAAAGACGCACCAAAGAAGAUGACACAGGGAAACUGGGAAGGAAGCUCCUAGCAGUUCCAUCAAGACCAAAGGAUUUUUUUUUCCCAUCUUUUUUUAUCAUAGAUCCCCAGCUUUGAAUGUUAAGAGUUUGAAUUCAUGGAUAUCAUUCAACUAAACCCACAUAGCAAAAUUGUCAUUUUUCUAGAGAUGUA
Molecule: messenger RNA, 2807 nt
Organism: Vitis vinifera (wine grape)
Lineage: Eukaryota; Viridiplantae; Streptophyta; Magnoliopsida; Vitales; Vitaceae
Product: potassium transporter 1
Exons: 9
Coding region: 281-2569 (762 amino acids)
Biological process (GO): potassium ion transmembrane transport
Cellular component (GO): membrane
Molecular function (GO): potassium ion transmembrane transporter activity
Source: RefSeq, a predicted model, not a curated record